AUGUUCAUUGCCGAGGACUACACGACAUGGAUGAAAUCGUUCGAAAAAUUCUGGUACUAUAUGUGUAUUGAUAGAGAUUCACAGGAAGCAGUUGGAGGUGUUUGUAUGGCAUUCGAUCGUUCAGCGUCAGAAGAACCAGAGGAAGACAUUUAUUAUGAAGUGGAGAAAGCUCCAAAAAACCUACAGUUUAUUUCAGUGAUGAAAAUGACGUCAUUAUACGCUUCUAAGUAUGGUUUCGACAAAAUGCCCAACUAUAAACAUAAUUUUGUUGCUAUCCCUACAGAUAAUGUGGUGAUCCCCACCGUCGUCGACUCACAGUACGUCAUAAAGGAUUUGAAAGAUGUAGAGGAAGCAGAUGUGAUUGCCUACGAUAUUGCUAUUUCUCGACGAAGUCGUGCCAAGUAUUUUGUGAAUUUCAUUACUACAGGCAAAUGCUUCACGAAGGUGGCACUAGAUACGACGGGCAAAAUUGUCGGAAUUGGCUGCGUUCGAGCUGUUUACUCCAACGACCUCUGUGCUGGACCGGUCUUCGCUGACAGCGAGGCUUUUAGUAGCUAUCUUGUCACCAUAUGUUUUCAAGCUUUUUUAAUCUCUCGUGUGAAACCGGGUGCUUUGUAUGUUCUAUUGGUCGAGAGGGGUCAUCGAACUGGAAAUCUUUUGCAAAUGUUUCAGGUGAUUGCGGCAUCACUUCUUGCUGAGAUUUUGUUGAGCAUUCCGGAUCUCAGGAAAUACAAAAUGUUCGCUUCUCUUUAUCCGGCUAUCAACGAGAAUGCGGCCAGGCUCUUCCAUUCAAUCGGUGGAACUAAAGCGAAAAUCGUACCGUUCACACAGUGCCAGUUCACGAAGAAGAUCUUUCCUAUCGACGACAUCAAAGUGUUUGCAAUGACCGAGUGUGCAUGUAGCGUUGUAUAA
Molecule: messenger RNA, 912 nt
Organism: Angiostrongylus costaricensis
Lineage: Eukaryota; Metazoa; Nematoda; Chromadorea; Rhabditida; Metastrongylidae
Source: the annotation of a GenBank genome assembly